Molecule: messenger RNA, 1928 nt
Organism: Pecten maximus
Lineage: Eukaryota; Metazoa; Mollusca; Bivalvia; Pectinida; Pectinidae
Product: decaprenyl-diphosphate synthase subunit 2-like
Exons: 6
Coding region: 148-1308 (386 amino acids)
Biological process (GO): ubiquinone biosynthetic process; isoprenoid biosynthetic process
Cellular component (GO): transferase complex; mitochondrion
Molecular function (GO): prenyltransferase activity
Source: RefSeq, a predicted model, not a curated record
GUUUUUCACAGAGCAAUGAGGACAUGCGAAUGGAAGUUUCGUAAGGUUAUUUUCAUUAUGCAUUAUAUGUUGUUUAUAGUCUCUUUAAUCUAAAUUAACUAGCAUGGAAAAGGAAAAGUGAAUGGACAAAAUCUUUAGGCCAAGAAAAUGUUCACCAUACUCCCCAAAACGGUUCGGUAUGCGUUUGUUCAGUCAAGAUCGUUAUGCCAAAGACGUCAGCAGGUUUACCGGUAUGCGACAUGGCCAUGGUCCGACACACCAAGCACAUCACCGAGUUGGAGCAAAGCUGUCUCGGACGCAGAAAAGAUUGUGGGUUAUCCAACGUCGUUUAUGAGUCUGCGAUGCUUACUAAGCGAUGAAAUUUCCAACGUGGCAAUGCUGAUGAGAAAAUUAGUUGGAACAAGACAUCCUCUUCUGAAAACUGCAAGGGGCCUUGUCGUUGAUGGAAAAUACAACAUGCAGACCAGAGGACUCCUUGUACUUCUUAUAUCUAAAUCAGCUGGUGCCGCACAGAGUGUAUUCAAUGAUUUAUCAGAUCCAGAUGUCGUAGAUGGUAUUCACAAAAGUCAGCGGACCUUAGCAGAGAUUACAGAAAUGAUCUACACUGCAAACCUUAUCCAUAAAGGUGUUAUAAACCUCUCGGCGCUCACCCCAGAGGAUGGUCCCGCACAGGAUAUGGAGUUCGGAAACAAAAUGGCUGUCCUCAGUGGAGAUUUCCUUUUGGCUAGUGCCUGCACAGGCUUAGCAGAACUUAAUAAUACUAAGGUUGUUGAAAACAUAUCCUUGGCCAUUGGUAAUCUGAUGGAGUCUGAAUUCACAGAACUGCGAGAUACUGAUGGAAAACCUGUGCUUCCCUCAACUGUUAAGUUUGAUGAUUGGGUGCGACAGACAUUCCUGGCAUCAGGGAGUUUACUAGCUAGGAGUUGUCAGUCAGCCAUAGAACUUUGUAAUCAAGAUGAUGAUGUCCUAAAAGCUGCUUUUGCCUUUGGUGAAAAUAUGGCAUAUGCACACCAGAUGCAGGAAGACCUUAAACCUUUCCUAAAGCCAGAGGAUCACCUACAAGAAUUAACACUGACUUCUGCACCUGUCAUCAAGUAUCUAGAACACAAGUCUACACAACAAAGACCCUUAGGAGCCAUUAACUUUAAAAAGAUUGUAGAAUUAGUGAAGGAAAGUCAGGCUCUGGCGGAAUGUGAACAGUUGUGUUUUGAGUACGGACAGAAAGCUAAGGCAGCACUACGUGUGUUUCCUGAAUCGGACGCUCAUAAUGCAUUAAUAAAUAUUGUGAAUGCUACAGCAGUUUCAUAACAAAUGUAGAUGUUUAUGUGAGAGAGAGUGUAUAUGUAUGUUUAUGUGAGAGAGAGUGUAUAUGUAUGUUUAUGUGAGAGAGAGUGUAUAUGUAUGUUUAUGUGAGGGAGAGUGUAUAUGUAGGUUUAUGUGAGAGAGAGUGUAUAUGUAGGUUUAUGUGUCAGAGUGUACAUGUAGGUUUAUGUGAGAGAGUACAUAUAUGUUUUUGUACAGAGUGUUAUAUUUUCUACUUAACAUUUUCAAUUAGAAGAUUAAAUGAUGGAAGAAUUAGUUUCCAAUACCUAGCUGUGAAACUUCAUUACAGUUCUGAACAGUUUUCCGUCUGAGAAUUGGUUUUACAUGAUAUUUUUGUUUUCUAUGAAUGCGAAAACCUUGAUUCACCGAGUAGAUAUAUAGUUGACAUUAAAUCCUGGCCAUUUCAUUUUCUUGUCAAAUAAGUUAGAUAAUGUUUUUGUAUUUCCUGGUCCAACAGUGCAUUGUAUCAAAAAUAGAUAUUAACUUUCAGGGACCCUUAUGUCUGUUUUUAAAGCUACAUGUACACACAUAAAAUUGUGAAUAUAAAUGUAUAAAAUUCAUUUGUAAAACAGAAGUGGUUAUCCUAAUAAAGAUUUUACGAUUGU